AACAUGGCGUCUGAUAGUGACGGCGAGGAGGAUUUUGUGACUUACGGGACCCCUUUAGAACCCCUAGAAGAAGAUCAGCCUCUGAAAAAACCGAUCCCCAUUCAAGAUCAGACGGUCAAGGAUGAGAAGGGACGUUACAAAAGGUUCCAUGGAGCCUUCACCGGGGGCUUUUCUGCUGGUUACUUCAAUACUGUGGGAUCCAAAGAAGGAUGGACACCAUCAACAUUUCUGUCAUCACGUCAGCAGAAGGCAGAAAAACAUGUGUCCAGGCCGGAAGAUUUCAUGGAUGAGGAGGAUUUUAGUGAACAUGGAAUUGCACCCUGUGAAAUCACAACCACAGAUGAUUUUGCAUCUGGGAAAAAGAACCAGAUCAGAGACAAAGCCCGAGCCAUCGCUUCACUGACAGGACCCAUCCCUGGAGACACUGUCCUGGAGGACCUUGUCACCCCAGCCAGGAGCUCGAUCGGUGUGGAGCUGCUGAGGAAGAUGGGCUGGAAGGAGGGGCAGGGGGUGGGGCCACGGCUGAAAAGGAAAUCUGCCAAACAGAAAACCGAUCCUGGAGUGAGAGUCUAUGGCUGUUCACUGCCACCAAAUGGGUCAGAGGAGUCAGAGGAGGAAGAAGAUGAAUACAUCCCUGAAAAUGUGACCUUUGCCCCAAAAGAUGUUACACCCAUUGACUUCACCCCCAAAGACGAUCUGCAUGGGUUGGGGUACCGAGGUCUGAACCCCCAGCAGGCCUUGAUGGGUUGUUCUGGUGCAGGGCAUAUUGACCUCUUUACCCUGGACUCUGACAGGGCCAGCAGCCUGCUGGGAGACCCUGGGCCAAGAAAUAAGAGGAGAGGUGGAGUUACUGGCCAGGCAUUUGGAGUGGGGGCCAUGGAGGAGGAUGAUGACGAUAUCUACCACAGAGACUCUCUCUCCAACUACUACACUGAACUGGGAGGAGAGGAAAAAGAAGAUGGGCUGUAUGGAUGGACAGCUCCACAGCAGUAUACCAAGAAGAAGAAAGGAUCUGACAAAGAUGCUGCAUAUCUGGGUAAAAUUUUGGAGGGAUUUACACUGGCUACCAAGACUGUGGACACUAAAAUAGUCUUCCCUCCUCCAGAGCUUCCCCGGGAUUACAGACCCGUGCACUACUUCCGCCCUGUUGUGGAUCUGUCCACUGUCAGUCCCCUGGUGGCCCAGGCCCUGCAGGCGUCAGUGGGACAGGUGUCCCAGGAUUCCCAGCAGAAGGGACGACACCAGAUGGAUGCUUCUCAGAGGAGAGACCUGCUGGGAGAGUCGGCUCUGCAAGGGCCCAGCUCAGUCUUCGACUUGCUGGACAGUAAGGAUAAGGAGCGUCUGGCGAACCUCAGGAGGGCAACAGAGGAGAGGAGGCCGGCUGAGAGCUCCUCUGAAAACAGGAAUUCGGCCAUGGUGGAAGCAGGCGUGGCGGCUGCAGCCGCUCUGGCCUCCGCCCAGCAAGCCCUGUCCAGCCCGACAGCCAGCUCAUCCCAGAUGUACAGGCCGUUUGAGAAGAACCCUUACAAACAAGCACGCUAUGACAUGUACAUCAGCAAGCUCAAACAGGGAGAGAAAGAUGCUCUGGAGAGCAGCCUGGACCCCACCAUGACGGAGUGGGAGCGGAGUCGGGAGAGGGAUGAGUUCAUGCGCGCCGCCAUUCUGUACAAACCCAGCAGCUCCUCCCUGUCCAGCAGGUUCACCCGCGGCAAGCAUGAGGAUGACGGUGACACUGUGGAAGUCCCACGUGACCAGGAGGGUGAUGUUGGUGACAAGCAGGCAGCAGUGAAGAUGAAAAUGUUCGGCAAGCUGACAAGGGACACAUUUGAGUGGCACCCUGACAAACUGCUCUGUAAGAGGUUCAACAUCCCUGACCCUUACCCUGGGUCAGGGUUUGUGGGGCUGCCCAAGGUGAAGAGAGACAAGUUCUCUGUGUUCAACUUCUUAAACCUGACGGACAGCAACAGCACUAUCAGCAGUGACGUUCCACAUGUUGCCCCCAGACCUGCAAAGCCCGGCAAGAUGUCAAGGUGGGACAUGGCCCCGGCCAGUGAGGUGAAGGACCCCCUUAGCGAGUUCCUUAGCCAGGCUCGCAGUACGGCAUCAUCACUUCAGCAGGAAGAGGGCAAACUGGACAUCCCCACCCCAGCACCAGACCCCACUGCGGAGUCAAAAGUGGCAGAGCAGCAGCAACAGAAGGAGGAGGAGGAGGAGGAAGAGGAGAGCAGGCCGCCCAUGGAUUUAUUCAAAGCCAUCUUUGCCAGUUCUUCCGAUGAGAAGUCUUCCUCUUCAUCUGAGGGCGAGAGUGAAGAAGAGGAGGAGGAAACUGUUGUGGAGGAUGCUGGGCCACAAAAGUCGAGUCCACUCAACACCAGCAUCAACCCACCAGCUCCACCUGUCCCCACACAGACCACGAGAGAGUUGAAAACCUCUCCAGCACAAAGUGGCUCCACUACCAUUCCCCCCAGGGACCACAGAGAGGAAGAAGAGGAGUUUGGUCCCAGGCUACCUCCUCCUUCACUACCAUUGGGAGAGCGGCCACCAUCCUUGGUACCCUCACACAAGGAGGAAAAGCGCAAGAAGAAGUGCAAAGUGAAGCACAAGGCUAAGAAGGCACACAAACACAAGAAGGAAAAAAAGCAAAAGAAGAAACACAAAAAGCAGAAGCGCAAGGGCAAGCAGAAGAAGAAGGAGGAGGAGGCCAGCAGCGGUGCAGAUGGCUCUGAGGACAGUGACAGUGACACAGAUGACAGCUCUGGUGCUAUCUCUACCGAGGAGCUGCUAAAACGGUUAAAAACACUCAGCGGGAAGAAAUUGUGAUCAAUUUGUUGACACAGAAGAAAGGCUUGUCUCCUCCAUGAGGAUACUGUGAGGCACACUGUUAUGAUGUAACAUAAUGUCAAACAUAUAACGCAUAUCUUACUGUCGUUCUGAGCAAUGUGAAGAUGAAACUCCUGUAACUGGAGGAUUUGGGUGCUGGUCAUUAGA
Megalops cyprinoides (Indo-Pacific tarpon) is the source of this 2988-nucleotide messenger RNA. It is a transcript of the gene gpatch1, whose product is annotated as G patch domain containing 1. NCBI's taxonomy places the organism in Eukaryota, Metazoa, Chordata, Actinopteri, Elopiformes, Megalopidae. The transcript is spliced from 20 exons. Bases 4 to 2820 code for a protein of 938 amino acids. The record is from RefSeq and is a predicted model, not a curated record. Gene Ontology annotation, cellular component: nucleus. Gene Ontology annotation, biological process: mRNA processing. Gene Ontology annotation, molecular function: RNA binding.